AGUCGUAUUGGUUCACACGCGGCGCCCCGCCCUCUCGCUGGCGGAACUGCUACCAGGAAGCUGGACGAACGUGCUGUGGCUGGCUUGGGCGGGAGCUGCGCCCGGCCUUCACGCGGCCGGGCACGCCAGCCCUCCGCACGUGCAUCCAGAGCGCGUCGGGCCGCCGCGCACUCCGCCCCCGAGCCCGGCCGCGCGCGUGCUCUCCAGCUUCCUGGGCACCGUCUCGUAUCCUGCCAUGUCCGCGACCCCCAUGCCGUCGGCUCGUGGGCCCAGGAGAGGGCCCCGCGGCGAGGCCGCCCGACGGGCGGCCAAGCGUGCGCCCCUGCCCUGCGCGGCCCUGCUGGGCGCGCUGCUCGCACCGCUCGGCCGCGGCACCCCGGCAGCCUACGCGCCCCCGCCGACGCGGGGCGCCGCAGGCGGCAGGCGCUCGGCGCUCUUCGGCGGCGGCAGCGCGCUGCUCGGGGCGCUGCCGCCGCUGGGCGGCCUCGCCGCCGCGCCGGGCGCGGCGAAGGCCCAGCUGACGCCCCAGGAGCUGCGCCAGAUCGAGCUCUUCGCCCGGACCUCGCCCGGCGUGGUCAGCAUCACCGAGGGCUCCAAGAGGCUGCCCAGCGGGGUACAGGCGGGGGCCUCUGGCAGUGCCUUCAUGUGGGACCGGGAGCACGUGGUCACAAACUUCCACGUCAUCGGGAAUAUGGUGGCCCCCCGCGCCACCUUCCUGGGCAAGGACGCGAGCGGCAAUGAGAUCCGCAGCUCGCACGACCUUGUGCUGGUGGGGGGUGACCCGCUCUCCGACAUCGCGGUCCUGCAGGUGCCCACGCUUGCCGGCACCGAGGUGCAAGAGCUGUUCCAGCCGCUGCAGCGAGCAAGCUCGGCCGACCUGGUGCCAGGGCAGGAGGUGUUUGCACUUGGCAACCCCUACGGCUUAGAGCACAGCAUGAGCCUCGGCGUCAUCAGCGCCGUGAAGCGAACGAUGCGGCUGGGCAUGGGGAGCAGACCUAUGGACGGCGUCAUCCAGACGGACGCGGCCAUCAACCCAGGAAACAGCGGCGGACCUUUGCUGGACAGCGAGGGCAGGGUGGUGGGCAUGAAUUCCGCAAUCAUGUCCGCCAGCGGCGGCUUCAGCGGUGUAGGCUUGGCCAUCCCGAUCGACCUGGUUCAGCACCACGUUGGCAACAUGAUUGCAGAGGGGUACGUCAGCAGAGCGGCGCUGGGCGUAACCUUCGCACCCAGCGGCAUGCAGGAGGUGCUGGGCAUCGACGGGGCGAUCGUGAUGAGGGUGGUGCCCGAGGGCCCCGCCUCGAAGGCCGGCGUGCGGGCGCAGAGCAGGGGCCGCCUCGGCGACGUCAUAGUCGGCAUCAACUACAAGCGCGUGAGCAGCUCCGACGACAUCGUGAAGGUGCUGGACACGCUGGCACCCGGCGGGAAGGUCACCGUGCAGUUGAAGCGCCCCUCCCAGGAUAUCGAUAGUGACGCGUACGACUUCGUGGACCUCAACGUCGAGCUGGCCAGCUCUGGCGCACUGCACUAUCCAAUGAUUGCUGUGUGAGGCUCCUGAGAUUCGCGCGCGUGCGAGGGCUUCGCUCUCUUGGCCGAGCCUUCUUCAGAGAAAAGACUCGUUGUUCGCGUCGCUGCGAAGUUGUAAGAAUUCACUGCGUCAAGUCCCGCACGAGCGGGUGCAUGUGGCAGGGCGAUACCAGGGUGACCAGAACACCUCCAACCUCUUAGAGGUUGGGGGUGCGCUUGCCGCUGCAGUCGGAUAAGACUUGCAUAGGUUGCGCCUCUCCCUGGGUCUCUUGGAAGCUCCCUCCCGCGAGCCCCGCACAAAUGCUGACCGUUCGCAGCGGACUCCGGACUGCCGAGGUGGGCCGACGAGGCUUCCCAAAGCGGGAACGGCACCAUGAGCUGCUGUGCCAGCGCAUCUGCUUUGGAGGCGCCUCAAGUUCUCGACGGGUUCGGUCAGAACUUUUUAAUACAGUUUUCGGUUGCAAGUCAAUCACAUGCGGCAUUAUGAACAGACUCAUCGCACGAUUUCAGCGUGUGGAGCGGUGCCACCUUUUCAUUCGCUGUCGGGUCUACGUUUCGCAAGCGACAUGCUGCCCCCUUCCUUUCUAUGGCCCAGUGAACCUGUACAUAAGCCGCUGGGCGCCAAUCCAGUCUAGUCAUCUUCGAGACGGCGAUCUGUCACAGCGCGUUGUGUGUCAGACCGUCGAAUCUGGCUCGCUCAUUUUCCUCUCGGUACCCUCCCUCGUAUUUAUCUACCUCGCCCGAUCAGAUCCAGCGUCGAUCUUCCAGCGAUCCGACGCGGCCCGACGCCUGCGCGGUGCUGUCGUGCAUCCCGGCGCCGCCGUUCCCAUUUGAUUCCGACACUGUUGAUGCAGCCCGAUGCAGCUCGCAUGCCCAUUCGGUCCGAUUUUCACCCGAGUCCGUGCGCACUGCUCUUGGCAGGGCCCCGCGGCCAGCUGGGCAGCCGCGGAUCUGCGGCGCGGCAGCCCGCCGGGUGAGGCCGCGGUGGCAGCGCGCGGCAGCCGUCUGGCGCCGCGAGUCGUCGGGGGGCCGGCGGAUCGCCCCCCCCCCCCCCGGUGCCCGAGAUCUUCGCGCCGCGGAGAGGAGCAAA
This is a messenger RNA of Prorocentrum cordatum, 2614 nucleotides long. Lineage: Eukaryota; Dinophyceae; Prorocentrales; Prorocentraceae. The record is from the annotation of a GenBank genome assembly.